ACCGCGUCAUCAUUACGUGCCCCGGAAACGGCCGAGCAACUUCCUUCCCCCGAGCACGGCGAGCGACAUUUCUGCUAAUUUCCUGCCAUUAAAAACAAACGAUAUAUAUAUAUAAACUGGUUACUCGUCGCGCGGAUGUUUCUAUAAGCUGCCUUCCGUCUCUUAAGGGUCCAGCAGUGAAGCCAUGGCGUCUCCAGGGGGACAAGGAGGAGGAGCAGUGUCGACCAGAGGGGGCGGCGGCGGGGCCAGGAGGAUGAAGUGGGCCCUGGAGCUGAGCUUGGGCAACAGCAGGAGCCGUGCCGACCGACAGGGCGGUCAGGGCGACGUCGUGUACCCCAUCGGGUACUCUGAGAAACCCGUCCCCGACACCAGCAUCCAGGAGACGGACAAGAACCUGGUAGAGAAGCGCUGUUGGGACGUGGCUCUCGGGCCCCUGAAGCAGAUCCCCAUGAACCUGUUCAUCAUGUACAUGUCGGGCAACACCAUCUCCAUCUUCCCCAUCAUGAUGGUUUGCAUGAUGGCCUGGAGGCCCAUCCAGGCGCUCAUGUCCAUGUCCGCCACCUUCAAGCUGUUGGAGAGCUCCAGUCAGCAGUGGCUCCAGGGCCUCGUCUACCUGGUCGGUAACCUCCUGGGCUCGGCGUUGGCCAUCUACAAGUGUCAGUCGAUGGGGCUGCUCCCGACGCACUCCUCUGAUUGGCUGGCUUUCAUAGGACCGCCUCAGAGGAUGGAGAUCAUGGGCGGAGGGAUGGUGCUGUGAAGAGGACGUUUGCUGCCGGUUCAUAUUUUAAUAAAGGGGUUAAAAAGCCAGCAGACCAUCAAGUUUAACUACUGUAUCGCAGGUUAUUUUUGACAGAAUACAGAACCCAGUUUUUAGGGGGUUAAUGUCACUAAUACCGAACUUUAUAACUCGUAACAUUUUCUUUUGGUCUGGAACGGAUGUCUUAUUAGGUUUUAUUCCAAUAGAGUCGUAUUUUCAUUUUUUUUCCCCUAUUGUUUUGUUUCUAAAUUUAAUAGUGAAACUCCUGAUUGGCCAGCAACAGUUACUAACCUGUUUUUUUUUUAUUUAUGAGUGUUUUAAUUUAUACUUCUAUGCUACAUAACAUAAAUAAAUUCUGGCUGCAAUAACA
Cyclopterus lumpus (lumpfish) is the source of this 1127-nucleotide messenger RNA. It is a transcript of the gene emc4, whose product is annotated as ER membrane protein complex subunit 4. The coding region runs from base 185 to 757 and encodes 190 amino acids. NCBI's taxonomy places the organism in Eukaryota, Metazoa, Chordata, Actinopteri, Perciformes, Cyclopteridae. Gene Ontology annotation, cellular component: EMC complex. Gene Ontology annotation, biological process: protein folding in endoplasmic reticulum. The transcript has 6 exons. The record is from RefSeq and is a predicted model, not a curated record.